AUUUCAAAAGGUAAACCAUCAUCGGUCAUGCCAAAACUAUAGGCAUAAACUUCACUGAGAUUAAUUAAACCAAAGUUCCUAAGGCUUUGUGGGGUUAUGGAACUUGCAGGAGUUGCCGGAACACCAACGAGGAGACGCUGUAAGUUCCAUGGUGUACGAGGCAAAUGCCCGGGUGAGGGACCCAGUGUACGGUUGUGUUGGAGCUAUAUCAUCACUGCAGCAACAGAUCGACGUUCUUCAAGCCCAGUUGGCACUUGCACAAGCUGAAGUGGUGCACAUGAGAAUGCGCCAAUUCUCGUCCACAGCCACCAACUCGCCGGAAAACGCCUCACCCUCAUCCAAGCACAUAACACAGUCUCAGACCAGGUCCCUUUUUACCAUGGACAUGGAGGCCAAUCUUGGGGAGUCCUUGUGGUCAUGCUAGGCUACACUAGCCUGCCUUCUCUUUUCUAAUAUUACUAUCAUGGGUUUUCUUUAUUGUCUGCCUCUUUUUUGCUUUCUUGCUUCUUUAUCUUUCAUACUUCUUUAUAGCCACAUCGAUCAC
Ilex paraguariensis (yerba mate) is the source of this 544-nucleotide messenger RNA. The record is from the annotation of a GenBank genome assembly. Lineage: Eukaryota; Viridiplantae; Streptophyta; Magnoliopsida; Aquifoliales; Aquifoliaceae.